This is a messenger RNA of Erigeron canadensis, 1005 nucleotides long. Its product is annotated as thiamine pyrophosphokinase 1. The record is from RefSeq and is a predicted model, not a curated record. Gene Ontology annotation, molecular function: thiamine diphosphokinase activity; thiamine binding; ATP binding. The transcript has 6 exons. Bases 44 to 862 code for a protein of 272 amino acids. Lineage: Eukaryota; Viridiplantae; Streptophyta; Magnoliopsida; Asterales; Asteraceae. Gene Ontology annotation, biological process: thiamine diphosphate biosynthetic process; thiamine metabolic process.
AUGAUUCUGUAACAUUUAUUUCAUUAUUUUUCUUUCCUACAAAAUGGCAGAAAACUUACCCACCAUCAUGACCCAUUCUUCAACCUUUUUAUUACCACGACCGCCUCCGAUCACCGGCACCGCCGGAAACUCAUCUUCUCCGACCACUUAUGCACUUAUUAUCCUCAACCAACGUCUCCCUCGUUUUUCACCUUUACUUUGGCAACACUCAAGAAUCCGUGUGUGUGCAGAUGGAGGUGCUAACAGGUUAUUUGAUGAUAUGCCUAACCUUUGUGAUCAUGAAGAUGAUGUAUCUAUAAUCCAAGAAAGGUACAAGCCGGAUGUAAUUAAAGGAGACAUGGAUUCAAUCAGACCAGAGGUUUUAAAUUUCUAUAGAAAUCUGGGGACGAGUAUUGUAGAUAAUUCUGAUGACCAGGACACAACCGAUUUACAUAAAUGUAUUACAUAUGUUCGUGAUUUGGUGCCUGGUGGCGACAACUCAAAUCUGUGCAUACUUGUUGCUGGAGCUCUUGGAGGAAGGUUUGACCAUGAAAUGGGAAACAUUAACACACUUUGCCGCUUCUCAACAACCCGAAUAGUUCUUCUGUCCGAUGAUUGUCUUAUCCAGCUUCUUCCUGGCACCCACCAUCAUGAGAUCCACAUUCAGCCUUCCGUUGAGGGCCCACACUGUGGUCUUAUUCCCAUUGGCACCCCUUCUGGAAGUUCUACAACUACUGGGCUGCGAUGGAAUCUCGAUAAUACUGAAAUGAAGUUUGGAGGGCUAGUGAGUACAUCCAACAUCGUUACAAGCGAGACAGUUACUGUCCAAUCUGAUUCUGAUCUUCUGUGGACGAUAUCUCUUAGAAAGCAGCAGCAGACAUGAACCUGAGGAAGGAAAGAUACAUGAUAUGCCAUCUUCAUUUUAGUCAAUCUUUAUUUCUGUCCCCCUUGCGAUUUUUUAUGAAUUUUGUUUUCUCCGACAACCAUUCAAGUACUUGGAUAUAUAUCUUAGAAUCUUAAAUUUAA